Molecule: messenger RNA, 1470 nt
Organism: Rhagoletis zephyria (snowberry fruit fly)
Lineage: Eukaryota; Metazoa; Arthropoda; Insecta; Diptera; Tephritidae
Source: RefSeq, a predicted model, not a curated record
AUUUUAACUUAUUUCCACUUAUACAUAAACCACUGUGCACUGCUCUUUCGAUCGACGUAUAACGCUCACCAAACCGGCCGGCCGCAUGCAACUUUUGGUGUUUCCGAAAUUCGCCGCUAAAUGCUGCAGCGUUACGAGUACGCAACGUAACCAAUUCUAUUUAUAUGCAAAUUAACUCAAUUGUGGCAAAAGCAUGUUUCGGAAAGCCGAAUCAUAAGUUCGCGCUCGAUUCGCGGCGACAAUGUGAAAAUUCUUUUCGAAGUGAACGGGUGCUUGUGGGAUCAUUUCUAAAGUAUUGGGACUGGACAAAAUAUUAAAAAAAUACAUAAAAAAAAGUGAAUGAGUAUAAACGAUAGAAAAGUGAUAAAAAGGAGUUUCCAAAGAUAAUUACCCAUUUUAAAGCAUAUUUCAGAAAGCAAAGCAAACGUAAUUAAAAAAAAAAAAAUCUAACGAAAAAAGUUGUGCACAAAAGUGAAUAUGUCAGACAGCGAAGCAUCCACUCCGCGUCAGCAACAACGCGCAAAUGGCACAGAACGCUCCCAAUCGACUGAGGAGAAGGAAAUCCCACGCGAACCUGCUCUAGUACACAAAGACAUCAAUAUUAAGACUGAAUUGGAAUGCCUCGUCAAAUUGCUCGACGGUAGAAUUUACAAAGAAGAAGAGGCUGCCAUGGAAGAAUUGCACCAGUACCUAAUCGAAGAUGAAGGCUCAUGGGUACUAGGUGAUAAUUUCCUAAUUUUCGUGCAGCGUAUAUUGCGCGAAGAAAACUUUUCACCCGAUACGCGAGUACAUUUAAUACGUACAUUAGCCUAUGCAGCGCUGAAAGAUGAUGUCAUCAUUAUACUGCAUCAGGAUCGUCGAGAUCAUACGCUAAUGAAUUUUGCACAAGAUAUUGAAAAGCAUACACCCGAAGAACAGCAAGCGUGGGCAAUGUUUAUGUGCAAUCUUUUUGAAAAUCUGGGCCCCUCUGAAUGGCUGCUUUAUAUCUCCGAAUGGGAUUAUAUGGGUCAAACGAUAUCGAAUAUACGCGUUACAACAAAAGUGGCAGUACAUUGCAUACUGUCAAAUUGUCCGCAAUUGAAGAACACCGGCUCCAUGAUGCUCUACAAUAUAGCCAUUAAGGAAGUGAAGACAGUGGUCUUCGAUGACGUUGCUGUCGAAUUGGCCAUGGCAAUUUUGCAAUUCUUUCAAAGUAAUCCAGUCGAAGAACAAGUCUUCCGUACGCUCAAGGCAUUGGCGCGUUUCUUGGAGGUCUCCGCCGAUGUUGCUGCUAUCAUUCAGAUGAUCGGUCCACAUCCAAAGCAAUUUGCCGGCAUGAGCGAGCGUGUCGAUGAGUUGGUGAACAAAAUUAGUCGCAAAGUGCCGGCUUAAAAUUGUAAAUAUGUUUUACACAAAAACAUACUAACAUACAUACAUGCAUACAUUUGAAAACUAUACAGAAUACAACAAUUCAUAAGCGUAACAGAGCUU